AUGUCGCUAUUUCAAAUGAAGUUGCAAAGGAUCUGGCGAGUGUCAAAGUCGGAGACGGAGAAGACCGACCGGGAAGUAGCAAGUUCCUUCAAAGCUCUUGAGCUUUCGAACCCUCCCGCUUUGGAUUCGAAGCCAUGCAUUUCAACGUCGACCAAGACGGUGGAGUUGGAUGAGCAUGCCCGCGAUUCUGGAUACGGCUCAGCCACCAGCACACCCAAUCCCAAAGAUACAGCGAUCCCGUUGCGCAAGCCAGGCCAGAUCCCACUUAUCCAGCAAAUGGGUCUCUGUAUUUCCAACAAAGCAAUGGAGCCCAAGGCGAAGCGCCGAUUCCUCGAGGUGCAGUUGGAAAUUGAGAAAAUGCUUCUCGAGUUCAUGCGCAAGCUCAAAUCAGGCCCAGGGAUGUACAAACCGAUCGCGAUCCGACCAAUGAUGCUGGGGAAGACAGAUUCCGAUGCCGACGCGAAGUCCUACAUGGUAGUCAUCUGUUCGGAGAACAUUAAACGCAAAGUUCAAGACUUUUUCGACGAGCCUUUGGUCAAGUCUCUGUGCGAACCCGGCGGCGACGACGAGCCUUCAUUCAAGGUUUUGGUGAUUGGACACGCACUGAGACUGAGGGCAUCAGCUUCUGAUAUAUCAGUCCAGAGUGUCCCUAUGCACAGUUUCUACGAUGCUAAAAGGACGUUUUGUGGCAUGCCUAUCCGUCUGUGUGAUGAGCGCGGAUAUUCGAGGAAAGCGACUUUUGGCGGCAUGGUCAAGGUUAUAUCCACCGACGGAGAGCAUCAGCUCUACGGACUCACUGCUGGUCACAUUAUCAGAGAUGGCCAAAUCACGACAGAAGUAGACGAUACGAUUAUGGAUACUUGGGACGGCAGUAGUCUGGUGGAUCUGGAUCUCAGCCAAGCAAAUCACACCAGAACGGGAUCUCCAGCAGUGAGCGACGACAACGAUCAGAACGGCCUAGAUGACUGGUGUCUGCGUAAUCAACAACAUCUCGGAAAAGUUCUGAAUACGGGUAGGAGAGAAACUCUGGUAGAUGAAGAUCAAAGCCAGAGGAAGCCUUUCCUUGAUUGGGCACUCUUCGGACUGAAUGUCCACAGACCGAACCAACUUGCUUACCAUGGUCGAGAGCAUUCCCAAGGCGACCUACACCUUCCAUUUUCAAUAAUAGAUCCAAGGAAAUCCGGGAUCCCUGUAACCAUGCUUUGUGCUUCUCAGGGAGCCAAACGCGGGAUGCUUUCCACUACACGCGCACGAGUUCUGCUUGACCCUGGGGCCAGCUUCACCGACGUUUACACUCUAUCACUAGAAGGCAGCGAGAUCAGCGACGGUGACUCCCGCUCCUGGGUCGUCGACGAGCUGCGUCUUGAAGUCUACGGCCACGUCGUUGCAGAUGAUGUCUUCGGAGAUGUUUAUGCCAUACCAAUGAUCAGUUGA
This is a messenger RNA of Diaporthe citri, 1434 nucleotides long. RefSeq lists its product as uncharacterized. The record is from RefSeq and is a predicted model, not a curated record. NCBI's taxonomy places the organism in Eukaryota, Fungi, Ascomycota, Sordariomycetes, Diaporthales, Diaporthaceae. The coding region runs from base 1 to 1434 and encodes 477 amino acids. The transcript has 3 exons.